AUGGCGACGGCGGCGAGCGCGACGGCGCGCGGCGGCUCGGUGACCACGACCCGCGACGCGGCAAAUCUGGCGCGAGUCGCGUCGCGAUCGGUCCCGCGCGAUUGGCACGACGUCGUCUUCGCGUCGCUCGCGCAGGCCGCGGCGACGAGCGGGUUCGGGAUCAUCGUGUCCACCCUCGUCGUCGCGACGAUCGCGCGCACCGGCGUCCGCGGCCUCGGCACCGCGUCGCUCGCGCUCGAGUUCGCGACGCGGAGCGUCGUCUCCCUCCCGCUCGCGCGGCUCGCGACGACGCGCGGCCGCCGCGUCGUCGUCGCGGUCUCGGGCGCGCUCGGCGUCGCCGGCGCGCUCCUCGCGACGGUUGACUUCUUCCUGAGCACCGCGAGGGUGCCGUACUUCCUCGGGAUCGCGCUCUUGGGCGUCGCGAACUGCGCGUCGCAGCAGCUGCGGUUCGUCGCCGCCGCCGCCGUCGUCCCGGCGUCGCAGCCGCGGGCGCUGUCGGUGGGGAUCGCGGGCGGGACGAUCGCCGCGUUCGUCGGUCCCGAGCUCGCGAAGGCGUCGAGGACGUCGCUGGAGAAGGAGUACGCCGGGUCCUUCCUCGCGAUGGCGGGAUGCUACGCCGCGUUGGUGAUGUUCACGCUGCCGCUGCGCGAGGAAGGGCCGGCGGCGGCGAAGAGCGCGAGCGGCGUCUCGGUCGAAGGCGACGAAGAAGACGAACCGCCACCAACAUACGAAGAAGACGAACCGCCGCUACCGCCGACGCCUCUGAAACAGCUCUUCCGCUCGUCCUUCUCCGCGAGGAAAGGCCUCGCCUGCGUCGCCGUGUCGUGGGCGGCGAUGUUCGUCGUCAUGUCCGCCGCUCCAGUGGCGAUGAUCAAAGCCGGGCACUCGUUUGACGACGCUGCGACGGCGCUGCAGUACCACAUGAUCCUCAUGUUCCUCCCCGGGCUGCUCGGCACGGGCGACUGCGUCCGCGUCCUGGGCCCGGACGUCGUCGCCAUCGCGGGAUGCGCGCUGUACGUCGCGUGCGGCUUCUUCACCUACGCGGCGGAAGGCGGCGGCGGCGACGCGUCGUCGCGGGACGGUCGCGUCUCCCUGUGGGUCUUCCAGGCCAUCCUGAUCGCGCUCGGGCUCGCGUGGAACCUCCUGUUCGUGUCCGGGUCCGGGAUGAUGACCCCCGCGCAGUGUUCACCGACGCUGACGCGCGCGGAGUGCGUCCGCGCGCAGGGGGUCGCGGAGACGGCGUCGUUCGGAGCCGUCGCCGUCGUCGCGGCGUGCGCGGGCGUCGCGUUGGACGAGAUCGGGUGGGCGGCGCUGUGCGCGUGUUUGAUGCCGCUCGGGGCCGGGUGCGGGACGUACGUGUUGAUCGAGAGGGCUAGGGCGAGGGCGAGGGGUGGGGUGGGGAAGGGUGGGGGGGAUUUAGACGCGUCCGCGCGCGUGUAG
Messenger RNA from Micromonas pusilla CCMP1545, 1440 nucleotides. RefSeq names its product major facilitator superfamily. The record is from RefSeq and is a predicted model, not a curated record. NCBI's taxonomy places the organism in Eukaryota, Viridiplantae, Chlorophyta, Mamiellophyceae, Mamiellales, Mamiellaceae. The coding region runs from base 1 to 1440 and encodes 479 amino acids. The transcript has a single exon.